Sordaria macrospora k-hell is the source of this 513-nucleotide messenger RNA. RefSeq lists its product as uncharacterized. Lineage: Eukaryota; Fungi; Ascomycota; Sordariomycetes; Sordariales; Sordariaceae. The record is from RefSeq and is a predicted model, not a curated record.
AUGAGGAUACCGGAGAGCUGGGUCUAUGCCCGACCGCGUUAUCUUCUUCAGAACCCCACCGCGAUUCUCAAGAAGACUGAUCCUUUGAGCAAAAUGGAACGGAACUUGGCUAACCUCACCCACCUUAUGGUGUUGUCUUCAGAACCCAAGCCGCGUCCCCGUUACCGAGAACAGCCCGCUGAUGGCAAAUGGGGGUCGGAUACCCAAGGUACCUACCAGUUGAAGCGGGACGGUACGAGAUGGUACAAUUAUCGUUCUACUCAGAUGUGUGUGCUAAAGGGCGACCUCUUCAUGCGUUCCGUCAAGAAGAACCGGACGACCUACUCGACGAGCAUCUUUGAGAUCGACCGAUUUAUCCAACAGAAACGAGUCAUUGAUGACCCCGCUUGGGAACCGCUUCCCCGCGACGAAAAAGAGCUCCGCGAAGAAGCUCUCCGGACAGUGCCGUCCGAAUACCACGAUGAAAUCGAAGUCUUCAGCAAAUACAACUCCAACACGCUACCUGAGCAUUGA